ACUCGUUGUUCGUGACCCCUGACCUCAUGUCGUUUCCCUUCCCUCAGGCCCAGUACUGUAUCCUUAGCCGUUCUGGUCUGGACAAUGGGAAGGAUGACGUGGCUGACGAUGGUGCACCUUAGCCCAGCGCCGUGACCUCCCGUGUCGCCGCAAAUGCCGCCACAUAUGCCGCGAUGCUCUUGCGAUCUAGUCAUCGCAACGUAAGCUGCGACGGAUGCUUUUGCGCCAUUCGCAGCCCGCCCGCCCGCCCGCCCGCCCGCGAGUGCGCGCUUUCCCCGUAGAAAUGCCCUCGUCGUGACCACUGCCGCGGCGGUACUUCUCCGGUAGUUGGGGACCCGAGGUGCGCAUACUAGUUGUACUAGUAGUAGGGAGCCUGUAGCCUACUGGCAAUGGUGGCGCGAAACCAGGGGCGCGUGGGUAACGCGGGUAGCGCGCGCAACAACCAGCAGCAGCAGAUAAGACCUCCGCAGCAGAUAGGACCUCCGCAGCAGAUAGGACCUCUGCAGCAGAUAAGACCUCCGCAGCAGAUAAUAUCGCCGUCGCAGCAGCAGCUCCCUCAAAGCACCCAGCACUCCGUGAUGACGUCAGCGGCGGGUUUCGUCCCCCCUCCUCCGCAGCCUGCGAGUGCUGCUCGCACCGUUUCCAGUUUGGAUCUGACCAACGAUAGCAUUCUCGCGCUCCUAGGUUCAGCGCUAGCGCAGCAGGCUGAGAGAAUGCUGCACGCGGGUAGCGGCGGGAACGACGGUAGCGGCGGUAGCGGCGGUAGCGGGACGGGGCAAGCUCUAGGUUCGCUUCCGGUGGCGGCGGCACGAGCAGCGCCGCUUUCGGCGCCGCAUUCCGCGCCGUCAGAUCCGCCGCCACGCCCACCGGCGGCGGCGGUAUGGCCGGCGGCUCAGCAGGCUGGAGCGGAUUUGACGGCUAGCUGGGGAAACACGGGGCACCAGACGGCCAAUGCACUCGUUAUAACCAAUCUCGGCUCCGGUAUAAGCAUACCUGGUAAUACUGGCGGCGGGUCUACAGGAAGUAGAAAUGCGCGAUGUGCCACGUGGGCGUUGGGGCGGGUGGGUCUCUCCUCGGGGUCUUUCCAGGCAAUGCAGCCAACGGCGCAGGCGUUUCUAGGUCAGGUGAAUCCUCAGGUGAAUUCCCAGGUGGCUCCUCCGCUGACUCUGUCUGAGUUGCUUCAGGGCCAAUCUCUUUUAGGCGAGCAACAGCAGCGACAAUGGCAGCAGCAGCAGCAGCAACAACAACAACAACAGCAGCAGAACCAGCAGCACCAGCUCCACCAGCAGCAGCAGCAGCAGCAGCAGCAGCAACGGCAAUUAGACAGCAGGAUGACCUCUCCCUCCCCACCUUUUGCCGCCACCACACCAGCACCGGCAAAUACGAAUCUUGCCGCCCAGACUGUUUACGGGACCCCUCCUGGCACUAGCAGUGGCACUAGGGUGAACAGUGCCAGUGCCACCCAGGCCAGCUCAGGCAGCAUGCCCCUCUCGUUACAGUCACAUCCGAGCCCCAUGUCAAUCAAAGUGCUUGAGGCGCCUCAGAGCUCGUUACAGUCACAGCCCAGCCGCAUGUCCGUAACAGUCACAGCCCAGCCCCAAAGGUCGUUACAGUCACAGCCUAGCCCCAUGUCCGUCACAGUCACAGCCCAGCCCCAACGGUCGUUACAGUCACAGCCUAGCCCCAUGUCCGUCACAGUCACAGCCCAGCCCCAAAGGUCGUUACAGUCACAGCCCAGCCCGAUGUCAGUGUCGGCAGCAGAGUAUCUCGACCUCGCUGCGUGCACCACCUCCCUCCCACAAGCCGCUCUCCCGCAAGUCAGCAGCUCCUCCCUCUCGUCCCAGCCGCCCCGCCAGCAAACAGCAGCUGCUGCAGCAGCAGGAGGAGGAGGAGGGGGAGGGGGAGUAGCAGGAGGAGCAGGGGGAGCAGGGGGAGCAGGAGGAGGAGGAGUAGCAGGAGUAGCAGGAAGAGCAGGGGGAGCAGGAGGAGCAGGGGGAGCAGGAGGAGCAGGGGGAGCAGGAGGAGCACGAGGAGCAGAAGGAGGGGCAGCAGGGCGUAUAUCUGGAAGCAGGUUCGGUUACGGCAUGGGGCCAGGGUCGCCUAUGGCUGUUAUGAGGUCCGCUUCAGCAGAAGUGACACGCGCUUCAAGCGUGCAGGCAGGAGACAGGGCAGCAGCAGCACCACCAGCAGCACCAGCAGCAGGGCAUAUAUCUGGAAGCAGGUUUGGUUACGGCAUGGGGCCAGGGUCGCCUAUGACUGUUAUGAGGUCCGCUUCAGCAGAAGUGACACGCGCUUCAAGCGUGCAGGCAGGAGACAGGGCAGCAGCAGCACCAGCAGCAGCACCAGCAGCAGGGCAUAUAUCUGGAAGCAGGUUUGGUUACGGCAUGGGGCCAGGGUCGCCUAUGACUGUUAUGAGGUCCGCUUCAGCAGAAGUGACACGCGCCUCAAGCGCGCAGGCAGGAGACAGGGCAGCAGCAGCACCACCAGCAGCACCAGCAGCAGCAGCAGCGCCAGCAGGUGCAGCAGCACCUGCAGCACCAGCAGCAGCGCCAGCAGGUGCAGCAGCAGAGGCGGCAGUGGCAGAGGCGGCAGUGGCAGCGGAAGUGGCGCGAUUGGAGAUGCUAGAGCAGCUGCUAAAUCUAGAUUCUGCUGCUGCUGCUGCAUCAGCUUUUGAGGCGCCUCUAAGUCGAAGAUCGGCCCAGCACGUGGGAGAGCAGCUGUUGAAUCUGGACUCCGCUGCUGCGCUGCUGGGGCGCGUGGAGCGGCUGAGAGCGCAGCUGAUGGAGAGGACGAGACGGCUGGAGCAGCAGGCGGCGGUGCAGCACAUGGUGAUGCAGCAACAACAGCUGCAGCAGCAGCAGCAGCAACAGCAGCAGCAGCAGCAGCAGCAGCAGCAGCAGCAGCAGCAGCAGCAGCAGCAGCAGCAGCAGCAGCAGCAGCAGCAGCAGCAGCAGCAGCAGCAGCAGCAGCAGCAGCAGCAGCAGCAGCAGCAGCAGCAACAGCAACAGCAGCAGCAGCAGCAGCAACAGCAACAGCAGCAGCAGCAGCAGCAGCAGCAACAACAUUUUAUUCAGCAACAGCAGCACCAGCAGUUCCAGCAGCCACAGCAACAACAGUUCCAGCACGAACCGCAGCAGCACCAUCAGCAGCAGCACCAUCAGCAGCACCAGCACCAGCAGCAGCACCAACAGCACCAGCCACAGCAGCAGCAACAGCAGCAGCAAGGCGAGCUUUUGCUACAGCAGGUGCAACAGCUGCAGCAGAGGGAACUGGAUUCGCUGCUGAUGAUGCACCUGCACAUGCAGGCUCUGGAGCAGCAGAGGCACCCGCAACCACAGGGGUAUGGGCAGGGGUAUGGGCAGGUGUAUGGGCAAAGGCAGGGGCAGGGGCAGGGGCAGGGGCAGGGGCAGGGGCAGGGGCAGGGGCAGGGGCAGGGGCAGGGGCCAGUGCAAGGGUGGGGACAGGGGCAGGAGCAGGUGGAGGGGCGGGGGCAGGCACAGCGAGGAGAGGAUAGUGUUCGGCGACAGGUACCAGCUCACCUUCAAACACAAGGUCAACCGCAGCCACCAGUGCAGGUGCAAGUGGGUCAGCCACAGAUGCAGCAGCAGCAGCAGCCACAGAUGCAGCAGCAGCCACAGAUGCAGCAGCAGCCACAGAUGCAGCAGCAGCCACAGAUGCAGCAGCAGCCACAGAUGCAGCCGCAGCCACAGAUGCAGCAGCAGCCACAGGUGCAGGUGCAGCUGGCACAGCCGCAGGUGCAGCAGCAGCCACAGGUGCAGCAGCAGCCACGGGUGCAGGUGCAGCUGGCACAGCCGCAGGUGCAGCAGCAGCCACAGGCACAGCUGGCUCAGCCACAGCCACAGGUGCAGCAAGCAGUGCAGCUACAGGCACCACAGCAGCAACUGCAGCAGCAGGUGGAACAGCAGGCUCAGCUGCAGGCACAGCUACAACAGCUGCCGCUGCAGCAAGCAGUGCAGCCACAACCACAGGUGCAGCUGCGGCAGCAAACUCAGCUACAACAGCUGCAGCAGCAAGCUCACCUGCAGGCACAGCUGCCGCUUCAGCAAGCACCCCGACCACAGCAGGCACAGCUGCCGCUACAGCCAGCACUCCAGCCACAGCAGGCACAGCUGCCGCUACAACCACAGCCGUCACUUUCAAGCCUGCUGCAAAUGCGAAUGGCUGGAGGGCUUACCGUGCCACUAUGCGCACCCCUACAGCAGCAGCAGCAGCAGCAGCCACAGUCAGGGAUGCUACAAACACAGCUACAGCCACAGCUACAGCCACAGCUACAACCCCAGCUACAGCCACAGCCACCGCAUCAGGCUGUAGCAGCACCAGGGGAGACCAGUGCUGGAUCACCUGCUCUCCCAGUCAGUCACCAGUCUCCAUCUCGAUCCCUGCAUCUAUCACCAGUCCCUAGCGGCACUGUAGCAGGCACUGUAGCAGGGGUUGUAACGGGCACUGUAGCUGGUACUGUAGCCUGCACUGUAGCCGGCAGUUUGGCAGAGGGAUUUGUGGUGGGCGGCACUGUCAGCGGUGGGAAUGAAAACACGGGCCGUGCUAGCGGCGUUGGUGGCAGCAGCUGCGCCAGUGGAAACAGCAAUGGCACGGGGAUGCGCCCAGGCGGUUUCCUCACUCCUCCUCCUGCUUCAUUAGCAGCAGCCGCAACGCCAGCAGCACCACCAGCGGGUAUUUACCAUACUUCCCCGGCUUCUACCGGGCAAACUGUGCUAGCAUCGGAUGCAAUGGAUUGCAAUAGCCCAGCCCCCAGCACUCUCCAAGCAGCAGUGGCAUCACCACCAGGGGGUAUGAGCCUGAGUGCCGCAGCAGCAGCACCAGGGGUUAUAAGCCUGGGUUCAGCAACCGCAGCACCAGGGGUUAUAAGCCUGGGUUCAGCAACCGCAGCACCAGGGGUUAUAAGCCUGGGUUCAGCAACCGCAGCACCAGGGGUUAUAAGCCUGGGUUCAGCAACCGCAGCACCAGGGGUUAUAAGCCUGGGUUCAGCAACCGCAGCACCAGGGGUUAUAAGCCUGGGUUCAGCAACCGCAGCACCAGGGGUUAUAAGCCUGGGUUCAGCAACCGCAGCACCAGGGGUUAUAAGCCUGGGUUCAGCAACCGCAGCACCAGGGGUUAUAAGCCUGGGUUCAGCAACCGCAGCACCAGGGGUUAUAAGCCUGGGUUCAGCAACCGCAGCACCAGGGGUUAUAAGCCUGGGUUCAGCAACCGCAGCACCAGGGGUUAUAAGCCUGGGUUCAGCAACCGCAGCACCAGGGGUUAUAAGUCUGAGCGCGGGCGAGCUGCCCCCCAACCUGGCAGCAGCAGUUGAGGAAUUGCAACGGGUGCUGGUUUCCUCCCAGCAGCAGCAGCUGAAUCGGCAAAACCAGCAGCAGACACAGCAGCAACAGCAGCAGCAGCCUCAAGCCAACGCACAGGCUCAGGGGCAGGAGGAAAGAGAGAAGGGAGUGCAGGAGGGGGAGGGUGGAGGGGGAAUGAGCUGUUUCGGUGUGAUUGUAAACGAGGAGGGGCUAUCGAAGGGCACAUGGUUACCAGAGGAGGAUCGGGUGCUGAUGGAGUAUGUCACGUGUUACGGGCCCAAGAACUGGGGUAACCUGGUAACCAGGGGGCUGCUCAGGCGCUCCGGGAAGAGCUGCAGGCUGCGAUGGGUGAACCAGCUGAAGCCGGGCCUGCAGAGAUACGGAGGCAAGGGCUGCAAGCGGUUCACAGAACAAGAAUCCAACACUGUGCUGGCCUUGCAGCAAUCCCUGGGCAACAAGUGGGCGCAGAUCUCGCGGCACCUGCCCGGGCGGACGGACAACGAUGUGAAGAACUUUUGGAACCUGCACCUCAAGCGCAUGGACAGGCUGCGACGGCAGAGAGAGCACAAGGGUGGUGCCGCUGCUGCUGCUGCUGGUGAUGAUGCUGCUGCUGCGGAGAGUGGGGAGGCUACUUCCGGUGAGGGUGUUGCUGCAGGUGCUGGUGCUGGUGCUGGUGCUGGUGCUGCUGGUAGUAGUGACGGUGGUGGUGCUGCUGCUGGUAACAGUGGCAGUGUUGCUGCUGCUUGUGGUGGCGGUGCAUCAGCUUCUUCCGCUGCUGUCCCUGCUGGCCGUGCUGCUGCUGCUGCUGCUGCUGCUGCUGCCGCGUCUGCUGCUGGCCCUUCUGCAGGAAAUAUAGACAGUAAGGCCAAUGAAGCUGCUGCAAAGAUUGGUGCUGGGAGGAAUGAGGGGCGCAGGGAAAACGGUACUGGUCUGUCUGACGGCAGAGGCUCAGAAGAUGCGGGGAAGCAAGAGGCAGUAAAUGGCAAUGCAAGGGCAAUUGAGGCAGUGGCGGCGGGAGCAGUUGAAUCUGUAUCAGCAGAAGCAGCAGCGAAUGCAAAUGUAACUGCCACUGCUGGACGAAUGGCGGUGCAAAGCAACAACGCUUUGGGGUCGACUCAAAAGCAGGUGCGAAGCAGCAACAUUGGCGUCCUGGAGCACUCCUCCCCACCGCCCUCAUCCCUCUUCUCCCCUCGCUCGUUUGCAUUCCCCAUGUCUAUAAGCCCGCUUCCCACCAUCCAAGAGGGCCUGAGCUCCUCUCAUUCGCAUGAUGAUGGGGGAGGCUUGCAAGGGGGGAUACCCUCUGAUGAUCGUCUGCAAAGGGGUAUGGCUACAGCUGCUACUGCUGCUGUGGUGACUGUUGCCUCUGCUGGUAGUGCUGCUGCUGCUGGUGCUGCUAUUGCUGCAGCUGCGGCGCACGCUUCCGCAGCCGCAGAAAUCAACAAGGAUACUUCAGCAGCAACGGCAGCACGAAGCAAUGGAGGUAGCGGCCCCACACUGCAGCAGCAGCUACAGCAGCUAAAGCAGCUAAAGCAGCAGCAGCAGCAAAAAGAACAACAGCAGCAACAGCACCAGCAGCAGCGGCAGCAGCAGCAGAGCCAUGAGGUUCAGCCCCACGAUACGCAGCCACUGCAGAGGCCACACCCGUUGCUACAGCCCAAGAACCACAGGACGGUCCGCCAGCCGCCACUGCCGCCACCCGAGAAGCAGCAGCUUCACCAGCCACCAGCACAGGUGCCGGCAUCGGCUGUGGCGCGGCCGCAGCACGUGCGGCGCAGCAGAACAGGGGAGCAGCGGCCCAAGGUGUCUCUGCACCAGAGGAGGCUCCAACGCAACGCGUCUGCCAGUACUAUUGCUCCUGCGGGGAGUAGUGGUGAGAGGUCUGUGAGUGGCGCGAGUGGUGGGGAGGGUAGUGGUGGCAGUGCUAGUGGCGGCAGUGGUGGUGCUGCUGGUGAGGGGUUAUGGGGUGGUGGUGUAAGGGGGGGAGGGGGAGGAGAGGGAGGGGAAGGGGGAAGGGAAGGAGGAGGGAAGGAGGGAGUGCCACGAGCGAGCAGUCUGCCGAAUGUGCCCAGGGCUGGGAGCUGGAGGAACGAUGGGAGUUUUGGAGGGAUGGGUGGGGGCGGGUGGACGAUGGGAGAGGCUGCAGCGGCUGCAGUGGCAGCUGUGGGUGAGUUGCAGCAGGCAGAAGCAGGUGGCGCGCCUGCUCCACCCGCUGCCUCUGCUGCUGCUUCUGCUACCAGCACAAGGGGUCCUGAUCCCAACACUGCCGUGGCCGCCAGUGGAGGCAUUUCCCGGAACCCCGAUGGACCUGCCCAUUCUGCUGCGCCUGCGCCUGCUGUGCCUGGUGCAACCACUCAGCAGCCCGAACAUCCCCCAGUGUCCCUUCCUCAAGGAGGCACUAGUUCUCCUGCAGCUGCUUCUGGCGGUUCUGCACGAGGUUCUCCUGGUGGCUCUGCACCUGGAGCUCCUAGUGCUGCUGCUGGUAGUGGUGGUGCUAAUUCUGGUGGGGCUAAUGUUGGUGGUGCUGCUGGUAGCGGUGGUGCUGGUGCUGGUGGUGCCAGUGUUGGUGGUGCCAGUGCUGGUGCGGCUGCUGGUGGUAGCCCAGGCGCUGCUGGUGCAGGAGCAGCAGAGGGGCCGGCUGCAAUGGACAUGGAGACAAGCGCAGACAAGAUCUCCUCCCUCAAGAUCGACUGUCUCAAGCCUGCCAGCAGCGACGCCAGCAGCGGCCCUGCUGCCUCUGCUGAGUUUCUCAACAUCGAAGACUGGCUCCAGACCCCCACUCCGCCCCCUCGCCGCACCCCCUGCUCCCCAUUCUACAUCAACCUCUCCCCCUCCGCCCGCCGCCUGCGCUCCCCCCGCUCCCCCUCCCCCCGCACGGCCCAGCAGCAGCAGCUGCACCCGCCUGCCUCCCCCCGCCCCUUAGCCUCUUGGUUCUCCCCUCGAUCGGAACGUCUCCCUCCCCGCUCUCACUCCCACUCGCAUGCUCACUCUCACUCACACUCGCUCUCUCAUGGAAGGUCGGCUCUGCCUCCCCAUGGCAGCCGAAGCAACCGAAGCAACAGCAGCAGCAGUGGCAGCGGCGCCAGUGGUGGUGCUGGUGGUGCUGGUGGUUCUGGCAGUGGUGGCAGCGGUGGCACUGCUGGCAGGGGUGGCAGUGGUGGAAAUGCCGGCAGUGAUGGUAGUGCCAGGAGCGGUGGCUCUGCCACUGGUGCUGGAGUGAGCUCAGCCACAGCAACACCUGUGGGACCUUUUGCCAAUACCUCAGUCCACUGCACCCCCUCAGUCCACUGCACCCCCUCAGUCCACUGCACCCCCUCAGUCCACUCCACCCCCUCAGUCCACUCCACCCCCUCAGUCCACUCCAUCCCAUCAGACCACUCGAAUCCCGCAGACUACUCCAACCCCUCGGAGCACUCGGCGCCCUCAGAGCACUCAGGCCCACCUAACACGGUAUGUGAGAACACUCCGAGCCAACGCAGCGGGCGCCGCAGCCCACUGGGAGCACUGAAAGUCGCCCAUGGGUCGGGCUACCUCUGGUCCCCACGAGCAGCCCUCUCCCCCCGAGCCAGCCACAACAAAUCCACCUCCCCCUCCCCCAGGGCUGGCGGUGCUGCCAGCGCCCUCUCCUCCCCCUCCCCCCGCCCUUCCCCCCACGGUGGAAUGUCCUCCCCCUCCCCCCGCCCUUCCCUCCACGGUGGAAUGUCCUCCCCCUCCCCCCGUGGGCUGGCAUCCCCCUCCCCUCGAUCCGUUCACUCCCCGUCCCCACGAGCGUUCGGCAGAACGGGAGCCGCUCUGCCGUCUCCCCCUGCUCACCCCACCUCCAAUCCUCCUCCUCCACAUCCUUCCUCCUCUCUCGCCCCUCGUUCUCGAAGCAGCAGCCCAUGUCCGCGCCCCCCCAACAGCCCUCCCCAUCCCCAUGCAAAUCCCGCUGUCUCCCAUGCGUCCACUGUUCCUUCUUGCCUCGGAGCUGCUGCUACCAACGCUGCUGGUGCUAUUGCUGGCGCCAGCAGGCCUACCAACGCUGCUGCUGCUGGUGCUAGUGCUGGGGCCAGCGGGCGAGCCGGAGGUGGGAGUGAUGUGAAACCGGCCAUGAAGAUGACCACACAAGCUGCUGCAACUCUUGCCACCACUGCAGCUCUUGCGGAUACUGAAAACCAGGCACUUGGGCCAGUCUACCCAGUACACCACCCGGUUGACUCGCUCAAACCAGUUGAUAGAGCAGAUCUGGUUGAUCCUUCCUUGCGAGUAAGUGGCAGCUUGAAGGCAAGUGCUUGUCCGUACUCAUCUGGAGGACGUCCAGAAGAGGCACGUGCCAUGGCAUGCCAGGCUCAAAAGGAGCAGCAGCAGCAGGAGGAGGAGAAGGAGGAGGGGAAGGAGCGGCAGCCCCAACAGCAGGGGCAGCCCCACAUGCCACAGCAGGUGCAGCCGCACAUGCACCAGCGGGGGCAGCCACACAUGCACCAGCAGGGGCAGCCGCACAUGCACCAGCAGGGGCAGCCGCACUCGCACCCGCAGGGGCAGCCCCACAUGCCCCAGCAGGUGCAGCCAAACAUGUCCCAGCAGGUGCAGCCCCACAUGCCCCAGCAGGUGCAGCCCCACAUACCCCAGCAGGUGCAGCCCCACCUGCCACAGAAGUCCUCGCGGCAAGAAUUGCCGUCUGCCAGGGAGCCAGAGUCAUUGCUGCCGGCAUAUUCCAGCCAGUCACUGUGGGGCUUCGCAGCAGAAAUUGGCGGCCCAGAUGCGUUCGCUGGAGGUGAUGGCACAGAGGAUGAUGCAUCUGGUGGGGGGGGCUUCCAGGACCCAUUGUCCUUGGCUCAAGGGCAGGCGUCAGGAUCCCUUGGCAUGCAUGACAUCGAACAGCUCCUUCUGGGGGAUGAAUGCGCUACUGCCGACAUGUCAGGCUGUGACUGGCCCAGUAGUAGCACGGCGAUUUCUGGUGUGGUGACUGGUGUUGGCAAUAUGAGUGGUCCCGCAGGGAUGGCAGGUGCUGGAGGGAUGGCAGAUGCUGCAGAAAUGGCAGGUGCUGCAGGGAUGACAGAUGCUGAAGGGAUGGCAGAUGAGAGCUUGGGGGAUGGAGGUGGGGUGCAGCAUCUGCUGUUUGACGAGGCAUCAGCCAUGCAGCAGCUGAGUGCUGAUUGGCUCACGGAUCCUCUGCUGCUGUGAGACGCUACUGCUGGUGUUGCUUCUGGCGUUGCUGCUGGCGUUGCUUCUGUUUUCACCCCGGAUGCUCUGGCUUCGCUGGUUUCUCUUGGCCUGUCACCCCAGGCUGGCCUGCCCAGCCACCACCCUCAAUCAGGCCUCAGUCAGUGCGUGCACCACAGGGAGCACUGAAUUCAGUGCAGCACUCAGAUGCAAUGCCACCAGCCUUCUCCGUGCAACAGGGGGGUCAGCCAGAGGCUCAGCAGGGGGUUUGGCAGCUUGGAGCAGCCAAGGGCAGGGCACUUGGUCAAGAGGGCUCUGCUGCACCAGAGGAGUACCACUGGGGUCAACGCUUUGU
Closterium sp. NIES-67 is the source of this 10812-nucleotide messenger RNA. NCBI's taxonomy places the organism in Eukaryota, Viridiplantae, Streptophyta, Zygnematophyceae, Desmidiales, Closteriaceae. The record is from the annotation of a GenBank genome assembly.